AUGACGAGCUCUUUCCGAUGGUGGCUGCGGCUGGCCCUGGUCGUCACCGUGGCUGUCCACUCGUCGUCGCUGAGCGCCGCCGCGGACGGUCCCCCGCUGAGAGCGCAAGUCUUCCACUCGCCGCCGUUCACGCUGAGCCCAGGGUUGGUGGAGAAUAAAUACUACAGAGACAUCGCCUUCCCGCGAGGACACAUCGCCCUGAAGGACUUGAACGCUGAGGUGGUCGACGAGGCCGGGAAACCUGUCCCCCUCUACGAGACCUACAUGCACCAUUGGUUGCUGGUGAGGUACUACCAGCGAAAGCGCGGCGGCGACACCAGCGCCCCGCCCGAGCCUCUCGGUAACGGCGCCCCUUCUUCGAACGACCCUCCAGAGAUCAUUCUCGCCGGGAACUCCGGCAUCUGCGGGGGGGCUCUCCCGCAGACCUUCGGCCUCGGGUCGGAGACUCGCCGGACCGCCAACUGGAUCCCCGACCCGUAUGGGAUAGAGGUCGGGAACCCAGCGGAGGUCCCCGCCGGGUACGAGGAAAAGUGGAUGCUUAACGUCCACGCGAUCGACACAAGGGGCGCCGUCGACCGCCUGGGUUGCACCGAGUGCAGGUGCGAGCUCUACAACAUGACCGUCGACGGAAGCGGCCGGUCCCUGGUGAAGGACUACGUCGGAGGCUUGAUCUGCUGCCCUGAUAUGGCCCGCUGCCGCACCGGCGUAGGCUCCGGUGGCGCCCCGAGGAAGCUUUUCCUAAGGUACGAGGUGAAGUGGCUCGACUGGGCCGCCGGCAUCGUCCCGGCCAAGGUCUACAUCCUCGACGUCACUGAUGAUGGGAAGAGGGGAUCAAAUUCGUCGACGGACGACUCCACUAGCUGCCAGGUGGGUAAACCUCCGUCAUCCAUCCUGAAUACUCCGGUGAAUUUCCAUCCCUAAUGAUCCUCUCCACUCCGUCUCCCACUCCAGGUGGAGUACAACGUCGCGCCCUGCAGCCGAGAGACCCCAGCGGCCGGCGGCGCCUGCAUCGACAGCAAGAGGGCGGAUCUGGUUCUCCCUCGCGGAGGCGACAUCGUCUACGGCGUCGCUCACCAGCACAGGGGCGGAGUCGGCGCCGCCCUCUACGGCCAGGUGACCGACGUCAAAAGAUCGCCCGUACUGGUUUUCGCUGUGCCGUCGCCUGACUGUCUCUGCCGUCGACAUGCAUCCAGGACGGGCGGACGCUGUGCUCCUCGACGCCAAUCUACGGCCGAGGAAAGGAGGCGGGAGAUGAAGCCGGCUACAUCGUAGGAAUGACGACCUGUUAUCCCAGCCCAGGUUCGGUGAAGGUGACCGCUGGGGAGAGGGUGACUCUCAUCUCCAAUUACAACGCCACUGAACUGCACACGGGGGUCAUGGGUCUCUUCUACUUCCUACUUGCCGACUAGCCGGCGAGCGCCGUUCAGUCCACCGUGAGAAAGCCCUCCUCCCCCCUCCUCUCUCCCUAGACACAGUAACUCUUUCUGGCUGCUUGCACCUUACUUCGAGUUCUACCUACUACCGCUAUCGUCGUCUACCCUAAUCCUGUAUCAUGGUCCAACUAUUCGUGGGUCCUCCUCGUCAUAACCGUGGCCUCCGCCGUUGCCGCCCACUGUCUGGGAAGUAGAGCUAGGGGUCAACGCUACCGGUCCUGGUUAAUGUAG
Spirodela intermedia is the source of this 1664-nucleotide messenger RNA. The record is from the annotation of a GenBank genome assembly. NCBI's taxonomy places the organism in Eukaryota, Viridiplantae, Streptophyta, Magnoliopsida, Alismatales, Araceae.